Erinaceus europaeus (western European hedgehog) is the source of this 1304-nucleotide messenger RNA. RefSeq names its product survival motor neuron protein. Gene Ontology annotation, molecular function: RNA binding. Gene Ontology annotation, cellular component: cytoplasm; precatalytic spliceosome; nucleus. The record is from RefSeq and is a predicted model, not a curated record. The transcript is spliced from 9 exons. The coding region runs from base 84 to 971 and encodes 295 amino acids. Lineage: Eukaryota; Metazoa; Chordata; Mammalia; Eulipotyphla; Erinaceidae. Gene Ontology annotation, biological process: regulation of alternative mRNA splicing, via spliceosome; mRNA processing.
UUCCGGCACCAGCGGCUCAGGUGGCGGAAGUCGUCACUCGGAAGGGACGGGGCCCACGCCGCGUAUCCCGCUGCAGGUUCGCCAUGGCAAUGGGGGGAGGCGGCGGCGUCGUGCAGGAAGCGGAGGACACUGUGCUGUUCCGGCGCGGCACCGGCCAGAGUGAUGAUUCUGAUAUUUGGGAUGAUACAGCAUUGAUAAAAGCAUAUGAUAAAGCUGUGGCUUCAUUUAAGCAUGCUUUAAAGAAUGGUGACAUUUCUGAAGCUUCAAAUAAGCCAAAAGUCACACCUAAAAGAAAACCUGCUAAGAAGAACAGAAGCCAGAAAAAAAAUACCACAACUCCCUUAAAACAGUGGAAAGUUGGUGACAAAUGUGCUGCCAUUUGGUCAGAAGACGGCUGCAUUUACCCAGCUACUAUCACUUCAAUUGAUUUCACAAGAGAGACCUGUGUUGUCAUUUACACUGGAUAUGGAAAUAGAGAGGAGCAAAACCUGUCUGAUCUACUAACCUCAACCUCUGAAGUAGCUAGUAGUAUAGAACAGAAUGCUCAAGAGAAUGAAAAUGAAAGUCAAGUUUCAACAGAUGAAAGUGAGAAUUCCUCUAGAUCGCCUAGAAAUAAAACAAAUAAUGUCAAGUCAAAAUCUGCUCCUUGGAACUGCUUUUUUCCUCCACCACCUCCCAUGCCAGGAUCAGGUCUGGGACCUGGAAAGCCAGGUCUAAAAUUUGGUGGCCCGCCGCCGCCGCCACCACCACCACCUCCACCUCCACCUCACUUCCUUUCAUGCUGGCUACCUCCAUUUCCUUCUGGACCACCAAUAGUACCCCCACCACCUCCCAUGUGUUCAGAUUCUCUUGAUGAUGCUGAUGCUUUGGGAAGUAUGUUAAUCUCUUGGUAUAUGAGUGGCUAUCAUACCGGUUACUACAUGGGUUUCAAACAACAUCAAAAAGAAGGAAGGUGCUCACAUUUCAAUUAAGGAGUGCAGCUCUCUCUCAAGAAGAAUGGUAUUUUGAUGUGCCCUGGCUGAUGUGAACAUCAUCAUUUUCUUCGUAGUUGGGUGGCACCAUCACCUGCAUUUCUUCUUCUUGUGAUUCAUGCUUAAAUAACCAAGGAAUUUCUAAGGAAUUAUGAGUGUGAAUAUUGAACAAUGGAAAUGUUGAGUGAUUAAAAGAAACUCAGUGUCAUUUAUAUGCAGAAAAGUCAAUCUGUCAAAGUAUCGAUUGCUCACAAUUAUAUAUUGUAACUUUAUUAGUAUGUUAAGCUUUUUAAAAAUACCUUUAAAAAUAAAUGACAAUUUUUUUAACCUUGA